This is a messenger RNA of Symphalangus syndactylus (siamang), 1900 nucleotides long. RefSeq names its product cathepsin A (gene CTSA). NCBI's taxonomy places the organism in Eukaryota, Metazoa, Chordata, Mammalia, Primates, Hylobatidae. The record is from RefSeq and is a predicted model, not a curated record. Gene Ontology annotation, molecular function: serine-type carboxypeptidase activity. Gene Ontology annotation, biological process: proteolysis.
AAGACUGUCACGUGGCGCCGGAGUUCACGUGACUCGUACACAUGACUUCCAGUCCCCGGGCGCCUCCUGGAGAGCAAGGACGCGGGGGAGCAGAGAUGAUCCGAGCCGCGCCGCCGCCGCUGUUCCUGCUGCUGCUGCUAGUGUCCUGGGCGUCCCGAGGCGAGGCAGCCCCCGACCAGGACGAGAUCCAGCGCCUCCCCGGGCUGGCCAAGCAGCCGUCUUUCCGCCAGUACUCCGGCUACCUCAAAGGCUCCGGCUCCAAGCACCUCCACUACUGGUUUGUGGAGUCCCAGAAGGAUCCCGAAAACAGCCCUGUGGUGCUUUGGCUCAAUGGGGGUCCCGGCUGCAGCUCCCUAGAUGGGCUCCUCACAGAGCAUGGCCCCUUCCUGGUCCAGCCAGAUGGUGUCACCCUGGAGUACAACCCCUAUUCUUGGAAUCUGAUUGCCAAUGUGUUAUAUCUGGAGUCCCCAGCUGGGGUGGGUUUCUCCUACUCCGAUGACAAGUUUUAUGCAACUAAUGACACUGAGGUCGCCCAGAGCAAUUUUGAGGCCCUUCAAGAUUUCUUUCGCCUCUUUCCGGAGUACAAGAACAACAAACUUUUCCUGACCGGGGAGAGCUAUGCUGGCAUCUACAUCCCCACCCUGGCCGUGCUGGUCAUGCAGGAUCCCAGCAUGAACCUUCAGGGGCUGGCUGUGGGCAAUGGACUCUCCUCCUAUGAGCAGAAUGACAACUCCCUGGUCUACUUUGCCUACUACCAUGGCCUUUUGGGGAACAGGCUUUGGUCUUCUCUCCAGACCCACUGCUGCUCUCAAAACAAGUGUAACUUCUAUGACAACAAAGACCCGGAAUGCGUGACCAAUCUUCAGGAAGUGGCCCGCAUCGUCGGCAACUCUGGCCUCAACAUCUACAACCUCUAUGCCCCUUGUGCUGGAGGGGUGCCCAGCCAUUUUAGGUAUGAGAAGGACGCUGUUGUGGUCCAGGAUUUGGGCAACAUCUUCACUCGCCUGCCCCUCAAGCGGACGUGGCAUCAGGCACUGCUGCGCUCAGGGGAUAAAGUGCGCAUGGACCCCCCCUGCACCAACACAACAGCUGCUUCCACCUACCUCAACAACCCGUACGUGCGGAAGGCCCUCAACAUCCCGGAGCAGCUGCCGCAAUGGGACAUGUGCAACUUUCUGGUAAACUUACAGUACCGCCGUCUCUACCGAAGCAUGAACUCCCAGUAUCUGAAGCUGCUUAGCUCACAGAAAUACCAGAUCCUGUUAUAUAAUGGAGAUGUAGACAUGGCCUGCAAUUUCAUGGGGGAUGAGUGGUUUGUGGAUUCCCUCAACCAGAAGAUGGAGGUGCAGCGCCGUCCUUGGUUAGUGAAGUACGGUGACAGUGGGGAGCAGAUUGCCGGCUUUGUGAAGGAGUUCUCCCACAUCGCCUUUCUCACCAUCAAGGGCGCUGGCCACAUGGUUCCCACCGACAAGCCCCUCGCUGCCUUCACCAUGUUCUCCCGCUUCCUGAACAAGCAGCCAUACUGAUGACCACGGCAACCAGCUCCACGGCCUGAUGCAGCCCCUCCCAGCCUCUCCCGCUAGGAGAGUCCUCUUCUAAGCAAGGUGCCCCUGCAGGCCAGGUUCUGCCUCCAGGACUGCCCCCUUCCCACAGCCCUGUACAUCCCAGACUGGGCCCAGGGUCUCCCAUAGACAGCCUGGGGGCAAGUUAGCACUUUAUUCCCGCAGCAGUUCCUGAAUGGGGUGGCCUGGCCCCCUCUCUGCUUAAAGAAUGCCCUUCAUGAUGCACUGAUCCCAUCCCAGGAACCCAACAGAGCUCAGGACAGCCCACAGGGAGGUGGUGGAUGGACUGUAAUUGAUAGAUUGACUGAUUAUGGAAUUAAAUUGGAUACAGCUUCAAA